This is a messenger RNA of Chlorella variabilis, 2128 nucleotides long. RefSeq lists its product as hypothetical. The record is from RefSeq and is a predicted model, not a curated record. The transcript is spliced from 17 exons. The annotation marks the transcript as partial. Lineage: Eukaryota; Viridiplantae; Chlorophyta; Trebouxiophyceae; Chlorellales; Chlorellaceae.
AUGCGCAUUGCGGCCUCCGUCCUUUUCUGGGGGCUGCUUCUGGCCGGAGCGGCCGGCGCGGCGGCCCAGGCCACGGGCUACCUGCCCUCGGGCCGAGAGCUGGACUGGAGCUUUGCGGGCUACCGAGGCGCGUAUCACGGCGACGUGCCGCCGCCCUCGCCCCUGUCCACACCCAAGUACAACGUGAAGAGCUUUGGGGCAAAGGGAGACGGCGUGACCGACGACAGCGCCGCGCUGCUGGCCGCCGUGGCGGCGGCAAACGUGGCCCCCGGGGUGGUGCUGCUGCCUGCCGGCACCUAUGUCCUCACCCGCCCCCUGGCCGUCACCUCCAGCAACGUCACGCUGCGUGGAGAGGGGGAGGACCUCACCCGCAUCCUCAUCCGCGCAUCGCUGACCGACGUGUAUGGCGGCACCUGGGCGGCAGACGCCACAGGCGACCUAAAGUCGGUGUGGGGCUCCGGCGGCGCCUUCAUCCAGUUCACGGGCGGGGAGCCCGAGGGCAGCAGCCGCGCCGACACACAGCUGGCUGUCGUCUACGGCGGCGUGACGCGCGGCGCCACCCGCAUCCCGGUGGCUUUCUCGGCGCAGCCGGCGGUCGGCCAGUGGGUCCGCCUGUUUGUGAACGACGCAGCCUCCGGAGGCAGCCGGCGCCGGCUGCGGCAGGAGGGCGGCGAGGAGGUGGCGCCAGCCUGGCAGCGCGAGGUGCGCGCCCGCCUCGCGGCGCUGGGCUCUCACCCGGAGCAUGCGGCCAAGGCGGAGCAGCAGCAGCAGAAGGAGCUAGAGGUGGCCGGGGGUGGCACGAUGCGGCGCGAGGCUGCGUGGGAGGCGACGGCGGCCAGAGAGGAGGGGGAAGAGGAGGGGCGCGGCGCUGGCGAGGGCGCCUGGCGCCUGCGCCCCCAGCUGCUGGCCGCGCAGGCAGCGCUGCGGCAGCCGGCGCGGGCCGACGCGGGGGCCGGCGGCGGCGGCGGCGACGCGCAGCGCUGGCGCGAGCUGCAGCGGCGGGCGGGUGAGGUCGGCGAGGCGCCCCGCUGGCAGCAGGAGCUGAGGGCCAAGCUGGCAGCCAUGGGCGCGCGAGCCAGGCAGGCCGCGCGGGACGGCCAGCAGCGGCUGUUUGGGAGUGACGAGGAGGCGGCAAGCCGGGAGGAGCAGGCCGAUGACGCCAUGCUUCACUUUGUGCUUCAAGGCCUGGGUGCGGGCCGGGAGCAGCGGGAGGAGGAGGAGGCGGCGGCGGCGGCCCGCCUGCGCCUGCGCCUGCACCAGCUGCACCCUGGCGCAGACUCUGCGGCUCAGGAGGAGCGCCGGGAGGCGGCAGACCCAGAGGAUGCCAGCUGGCAGUACCAGUACCGCCGCCGCGGCCUGCGCCAGCAGGGCGGCGCCGACCUGUCCGUCGUCCCAGUGCCCAGCAGGCUUCAGGCCGAUCCCGUGUUUGCCGUGGUGGCGCGGGCCGCGCGGCUGCUGAGCGGCGGCGAGCCCGCGCUCAGCCUGGAGCAGGCGUGGGGGGCCAACAAGGCCGCCUCUCCCAGCUCUGGAUCCACGGUGGACGCCUGGGAGAUCGACAGCCUCCCAAGCGACAGCCCCAUCCCCGACGAGCUUCAGUUCUCAGCCAAGGUGGCUGCCGUGGGCAGCAACUGGAUUGAGCUGGACCGUGCCCUGCCCUUCCCAGUGCUGGAUGGGCAGGAGGGGUGGGUUCACGCAUACGAGCCCUCGCUGGAAGAGGCGGGCGUGGAGCGGCUGACGGUCGAGUUUGCCGACCACAGCCCCUCUCGGUACGCCGGCCAUGGUACCGACCGCGGCUACAACGCCAUCGGCUUCCACACAGCUUCCAACGUGUGGGCGCGCCAGGUGCGGGUGGUCAACUGCGAGAACGCCCUGUUCCUGCAAUGGGUGGACCACGCCUCCAUCCUGGACGUCACUGUGCUGAGCACCAGGCAGCGGGCGGACCCUGCGGACAGCGCCUGGCAGCGGCAGGGCCACCACGCGCUCUCUCUGGCCAUGUCGCACGCGGUGCUGGCCCAGAGGUUUGAUGUGGCGGCACGCUACUGGCACGACGUCGCGCUGGGGCGGGGGGCGCUGCUCAACGUGCUCAACGGCGGCUCCGCCCUCGAUCUGGGCACCUUCCACCAAGAAG